Guillardia theta CCMP2712 is the source of this 609-nucleotide messenger RNA. RefSeq lists its product as hypothetical. The transcript has a single exon. The record is from RefSeq and is a predicted model, not a curated record. Lineage: Eukaryota; Cryptophyceae; Pyrenomonadales; Geminigeraceae. Bases 1 to 609 code for a protein of 202 amino acids.
AUGCCGCAGACGAGGAUAGUACAGCUACUCUUCUACCAGGCGCAGCCCAACGACCACUUCAUGAACCGGCUGGUGUCGUGGUUCGACCCGCCGUACGUGCACGUGGAGAUCCGCUUCGAGGACGGGAUGGCGAGCUCGGUGUACGCGGGGGAGACGGUGUUCUUCCGGAACCGGACGUACGCGAACCCGCACUACCGCAUCGAGACGUUCACGGUGGAGGACAGGGACUACCAGGCGAUGUACCGGCACUGCCGGCUGCGGGCGGCGCACAACGUGGGGUUCGACGGGCUGGGGAUGUACCUGGCGAUCCUGCCGCUGAUCAGCCGGAACCCGCCGGACCGCACCUUCUGCAGCCGGUACGUGACGGAGGUGCUGCAGCUGGGCAACGUGCCCGAGUUCGUGAUGCUGACGCCGUGCCGGACGACGCCGAGCAUGCUGUUCAAGGCGGUGCGGAGCUCGAACCGGACGCUGUUCAGCAGCGUGCCGUUCAAGAUCGAGCUGGCGGUGCAGGGGGCCUGCGGGCCGCAGGACCUGCACCCGGGGAAGAAGCGGCGGGGGACGGUGACGGAGGAGGGGAUCGUGCCGAUCGCCUUCACGCCGAGGGUCUGA